Molecule: messenger RNA, 594 nt
Organism: Aspergillus tanneri
Lineage: Eukaryota; Fungi; Ascomycota; Eurotiomycetes; Eurotiales; Aspergillaceae
Gene: UBC9
Product: E2 SUMO-conjugating protein UBC9
Exons: 3
Coding region: 1-594 (197 amino acids)
Biological process (GO): protein sumoylation
Cellular component (GO): nucleus
Molecular function (GO): SUMO conjugating enzyme activity
Source: RefSeq, a predicted model, not a curated record
AUGUCGCUCUGCCAGAAUCGCCUAACUGAGGAACGAAAGCAAUGGCGCAAAGACCACCCAUUUGGAUUCUACGCGAGACCCGUCCGGACCGGCCAAGGAGUGUUGGAUCUGAAAAAAUGGGAAUGUGGCAUUCCUGGAAAGAAAGAUACCAUAUGGGAAGGUGGGCUGUUCAAGUUGGAUGUGAUGUUCCCCGAUGGUGUAGUACCCAACCAAGCCGCCGAAAUGUACGUUUGCCACCUCUUCCAAAGGCUUGAAAAUGGGCAGAAGAUCUCCUACUCUCUCUUCUUGUGUUCUCGCUGGAGAAGCACCACUGACCAUGCAAUCCACACCAUCGCAACAGGCAAAUUCUCCCCUCCACUCUUUCACCCCAACGUUUACCCGUCUGGAACUGUCUGCCUCUCCAUUCUGAACGAGGAAGAAGCCUGGAAACCAGCUAUCACCAUCAAGCAGAUCUUGCUCGGCAUUCAGGAUCUUCUAGAUGACCCGAACCCAGAAUCACCAGCCCAGGCCGAAGCGUACAAUAUGUUCCGACGGGACCGAGAAGGCUACACUAAUCGCGUGAAGCAACUUGUGAAGGAAAACCCUGGGCAUUAG